UCGAUAAUGAUGUAGAGAAAGCGCCAUCUAUUACGGCUAUGAGUUCCACAGACCAGUCGGGCGAUUCAUCGAGUGACAGGGACGUGGAAUAUUAUUAUCGCCCAGGUGGUCGCAGGACAGAAGGACUCAAGGCAGCUGACAUUGUUCCUAUUCUUCGGGAGAGGGUGGCCUACCUGUCUGGCGGAAGGGACAAGCGAGGCGGCCCAAUUCUGACGUUCCCCUCUAACACUCACCCUGACAAGCUCAAGUAUGAAGACCUUCGACGCCUCAUGACCUACUUAGCCAGUGUUCCAAGCGACGAUGUGCGUGAUAAAGGCUUCACCAUUAUCCUGGAUAUGAGAGGGUCCACCUGGCAGAGUGUCAAACCCAUCCUCAAGGCUCUACAGGAAUGCUUCCCUGGCAACAUUUUCAUCGCAUUUAUAAUCAAACCAGAGAAGUUCUGGGAAAAACAACGGACCAGUCUGGGAAGUUCCAAAUACAACUUUGAGACUCACAUGAUAUCUGUGGACAAUCUAAUCAAAGCGGUGGAUCGGGCCCAGCUGACGCGGGAGUUUGAAGGCACACUGGAAUAUGACCAUGAGCAGUGGAUCAAGCUACGACUGAUGCUGGAAGAGUUCAUUUGGAAGGCCUUGGACCUCCUCGACAAGCUGGACGAGCUUAGCGGGAUCCUGACAAACCCCGACCUCCCCGGCGACCUCCCGGAGGCCCAGAAGCGCCUUGAGGACCACAAUCACCUGAAGAAGCAUGUUACCAUGGCGCCCGUGGAGCAGCUGGGGAGGGAGGGGCAGUACAUUCUGUGCAGCAUCACGGGGGAGGGCUUUGACCAAGCAGGGCCAGGUGUUAGGUUCGUUAUCUCAGGUAAUGCAGACUUCCAGAGCGCGGUGCCCCAGAUCUCUCAGCUAUUAGAGAACCUCCACUCCACCAAACAGCACCUCAACCAGCUGUGGACCGUGAAGAGGUCACGACUGGAACAGUGUUUGCAGCUCAAGAUCUUUGAGGACGACGUGGACAAGAUGUUCAAUUGGAUCUACCACAAUCGUGACAUGUUUCUAGUAAAUUAUACAGAGAUCGGGAUGUCACACAAGUUUGCUGUUGAACUUGAGAAUGAACACAGCCAGUUUGCAAACAGUGCAGUGAACGUGUAUGUAAAUAUUACGCGGAUAUUGAGUAUGGCCCAGCGACUGUGUGAUGCUGGACAUUACGCACAGAACCUGAUCCGUAUCCAGGCCGCAAAGCUGGAACGAGAAUGGAAGAGUCUGGCUGCUGCCUUAGAUGACCGCAGUACCGUACUGAGCAUGUCUGUCAUGUUCCACAAGAAAGCCGAAACAUACCUGGCUCAGGUGUCAGGCUGGCGUCUAGCCUGUGAGAGUCCCAACAUCCCGGCGAGCAUCGAGGAGCUUGAAGACGCGCUGCAGAAGCACCAGGCACUCAUUGAACUGAUCAGCCAAGCCUAUGCGGAGGUGUGUGGGGACGGGAAGGCCCUCCUUGAUACGCUGCAGACGCCAGUGUCGUCUGGGAGUUCAAACUCACUCACGGCCAAGGCGGAUUACUCGGAGGCUGCUGGGCAUGUCUUGGACGUUGUUCAUGAGGUGCUCGCCCACCAGCGCCACCUGGAGCAGCUUUGGCAUGGCAAGAAGGUGAAGCUGCAUCAGAGACUCGGGCUCAGGCUCUUCCAGCAGGAUGUUAAACAGGUGAUAGACUGGUUGGAUAACCAUGGCGAUGUCUUCCUAAAGAAAAACACUUCCAUUGGUCGCAGUCUUCAAAGGUCGAGGGCACUGCAGAAAAGUCAUGAGCACUUUGAGUCUGUUGCCAAGAAUACCAUAACCAAUGCUGAAAAACUGCUGGCUGCUGCUGACGAAUUAGCCCAAACUGGGGAAUGUGACCCAAAGGAAAUCUACAAUGAAGCUCAUGAAUUGGAGGAAAGAAUGUCUAGUUUCCUAGCUGCAUUGGCAAGACGGAGGUCAGCUCUGGACAUGACCGUCUCCUUCCACUCUCAUGUGCAUGCGCUGACGUGCUGGCUGGAGGAGCUGCAGAGUGAGCUACAGAGUUCAGAGAUAGCCGACAAUGUGGAGGGGGCGGAGCAGCUGAUUGCACAAUUUAACCAGCAAAGGGACACCACUCUGGACGCUGCCAUGAACACUGUUGGGGAGGGAGAGAACCUGCUGGAACAGCUCAGGAUUUUCAACCAUGAUCCAGAGAAAUCCAACCAGAACAGCGACUACACGCACAUUGAAAGUACGCUGCGCCAGCUCAAUGACAGCCGCUCUAAGCUUGAGGACCUCUGGGCGGCAAGGAAGCUCAAACUUGAGCUCUGUUUGCAGCUGCGCAUGUUUGAGAGAGAUGCACUUGAGGUGUCCUCACAGCUGGAGCUGUGGGCAGAGGAGCUGCAGCAUCAGGAGUUGGUAACCGACGGUAACAAGGCCGAGCAGAUGCUGGUCAUGCACAACGAGAGCGUGCUACACAUGCAGAACUGCACUUUUGAGGUGCUGCAGAGGGGUCAAGAGUUGGCACAGCUGUUCGAGACGACCGGCAUACAGCUGAUGGCAGACACGCACUAUGAGGCCCCAAUCCGUAUCCAGGAGUUACUGGAGUACCUGCACGAACGGGAGGUUGAUCUCGAGACCCUGGCAGACUCGAAACGGGCUCGACUCGAGCAGUGUGUGCAGUUGAGGAACUUUGAAGUUGAGGCUCGACAGGUGAUAUCAUGGAUUCGUAAUGGAGAGUCGAUGCUAAAUGCCAGUUUCAUGUGCCCCAACUCUCUCCCGGAGGCCGAGUCACUGAAGAAGGAACAAGACCAGUUUAUGAUGGCCAUUGAGAAGACACACUACAGCGUCGUCCAGGUGAUUCAAAAAGCAGAAGCGAUGAUAGGCAUACAGCACUACAACAUGGACCUGGUCCGAGCCAUCACUGAGAAUGUGUCCCUGGCCUGGAACCAGCUGAGGAACCACAGUGAGGAGAGGCACAAACUUGUCAUGGCCUCCAUGACAUGGUACAAGACUGCUGAGCAGGUGUGGUCAGUUCUAGAGAGCCUGGAUCGAGACUACAAACGUGACGAGGACUGGUGUGGGACAGAAAGAGCCAGUGUGUCGGAUAAGCCCAGCUAUAUGGUGCAGCUCAUCAACAAACACAACGAGCAGAAGGAGGCUUUCCUCAAGGCCUGCACGCUGGCACGUCGUACAGCUGAGAGCUUCCUGAAGUACGUGAACCGUAACCUUCACACAGUGGGCAUGCAGAUGAAGUUCAGGUCUACAGAGGCUCAUGUCAAGAAGACGCUGGACUCGCUGCUACAACAAGAGAACAUGGUGAUCGAGUUCUGGACGGUGAAGAAGAAGAAACUGGAGCAGUGCCACCAGUAUGUCCUCUUUGAACAGAGCGCCAAGCAGGUUUUGGAAUGGAUAAAAGACUACGGGGAGUCGUACCUGAACACUCACCAGAAACUGGGCAGCACUCAACAAGAGACCGAGGCACUACUCAAGGAGCACCAUGACUUUAGGGCACGGGCUAAGGAGAACAAGGAGAACGUGAAGCUGCUUCUCUCAUUGGCUGAUGGGUUCGUUGCUAAGGGCAACAUGCACGCCAACAACAUCCGCGCCUGGUGUUCGGCGGUUGACAAGCGGUACAAGGAGUUCUCAACCCGAAUGGAGAAGUACCGCACGAAACUGGAGCAGACGCUAGGAGUGCACCAGGAGGAGGAGCCGCAGAAAGAGGAGGACACCCAGAGACACAGUGACUCUUCACUGGAGGAGAAAGUCUUCAAGCAGGCCCCCAAAGAGCUCACGGAGGAGAAGAGGCGGUCCGCACGCAGGAGAGAAUUUAUCAUGGCAGAGUUACUUCACACGGAGAGAACAUUUGUGAAAGACUUGGAGACGUGUAUAAAGUGCUACCAGAAUGAAAUGCAGGACCCGGACAACUUCAUGCCGUCCGGGAUUCAGAACAAGCACAAGGUCAUCUUUGGAAACAUGGAGGAGAUUCAUGAGUUUCACAAGAAUGUUUUCCUGAAGGAACUGGAAAAGUACGAGACAAUUCCUGAAGACAUUGGCCAUUGCUUUGUGACUUGGGCGGAGCGGUUUUCCAUUUACGUGACCUACUGCAAGAAUAAACCGGAUUCCAAUCAGAUGUUGUUAGACCAUGCGGGCGUUUUCUUUGAGGAUAUGCAGAAAAAGCACCAGCUUAGUGAACCAGUCGCCUCAUACCUCAUCAAACCAGUCCAGAGGGUUACAAAGUACCAAUUGUUGCUGAAGGAUCUGCUCUCUUGCUGUGAGGGGCAUACUGGUGAAAUAAAGGAUGCACUGGAGGUGAUGGUGAACGUACCCAAGAAGGCCAACGACGCGAUGCACCUCUCCAUGUUGGAGGGUCUCGAGGACUCGCUGGAGGCACUAGGGGAGGUAAUCCUGCAAGAAAACUUCACCGUGUGGGACCCCAAACAGCUGAUCAAGAAGGGCCGCGAGCGACACAUCUUCCUCUUUGAUAUGUGCCUCAUCUUCGCCAAGGACUCCAAGGACAGCAACGGGAAGACCAAGUACAUGUACAAGUUCAAACUCAUGAUUUCAGAGGUGAACAUUACGGAGCACAUUGAGGGAGACGCCACCAAGUUUGCCCUGUGGACGGGACGGGCUCCCAUAUCAGAGUACAAGAUUGUACUGAAGGCACAGACCUUAGAUGUGAAACAGGUGUGGGUCAGAAAGCUGCGAGAGCUGAUACAGGAGCGAAUGAUGUACAUCCAUGAGGCAUUCAAGGACAAGCAGCCCUCUGUGUUCAAACAACCACCCAAGAUCAGCAUGCCUGUCCGUGUUCAGAGGGAGCUCGAGAGUGACUACGAUGAACUGCCCAUGGGUCGCUGUGGUUCCCUCAGCAGCAUGAAUUCAAUGGCAACCACGGUAACCACCGACAGCAGCAGCAGUGGCAGCAGCAAGAAUGAUGUGACUAUCGUCGUCGACGAUUUUGCAGCUAGCAACAACUCUGAGCUCACCAUUCACAGAGGUCAGCAGGUGGAGGUUAUCGACCUGUCCCCAGGGCAACCAAACUGGUGCUACGUGCGCACGCUGCAGGGGGAGGGGCUUGAGCAAGGUCAAGGACUGGUCCCCACUGCAUCACUUAAACCAAUUCCCAGGCUGCUAGGACCAGGGUCAAGGUCUAGCCUUGAGUUUGAAGACUCGCCCGAGGCCAGUCCUAGCUCCUCACACAGCAGUCUGCAGCACAACCAGUCAUCCCCGGUCAUCAAGAGAAGGAGUAGCAGCAGCAGCUUCAGAAAAUGGCUAACAAAUCCAGUACGUAAGCUGAGUACCAACAAAUUGGAAAAGGGAAACGUCUCAAAUCUGGAGGUUCAGCGAGGGGAACACUUUGAGCGCCGAAACAUGCGACCUCUUGGGGCACACAAGGGCAACACAGAGGGUAGUUUAGAGGACCAGAUCAUUACCCAGGAUGUCACGUCCGGAUUUCCGCCACCGCCGCACAGGCUCGAACCGGAAGAAUCCCUGGAGCCCGCACCCGACAUUGAGAUCCCCCCACCCAUGCCUGUCCAGGACCAGUCGCACAUCAUGAAUAUCGGGAAAGCUGAUGGCGGUGACAACCUUGCGGACAAAAUUGCCUCAUCAUUGUCUUUGAAACCACAAGGGGAUAAUUCGGUAGACUUCGCAAAUGAAAUAGAAAACCUUGCCAAACUUAGAAUGCAGCCAGACACAUCAUCAGAGAGAGGACAGGCAUCAGACUCGGGAGGGGAGGAAGAUAAGGAGGCAGAAAAAGAAAAAUGCCUAAAGAAACGACAGUAUGUGAUAACAGAAUUGAUUGAGACGGAACAGGACUAUGUGAAGGAUCUUGGGAGUGUGGUAGAGGGCUACAAGGGCCACAUUGAGGAAUGUGAGCUGCCAGAAGACAUGAAGGAGAAAUGCAAGAUUGUCUUUGGAAACAUUCACCAGAUUUACGACUUCCACAAAGAGACGUUUUCUGAAGAGCUUCAGAAGUGUCUAGAAGAGCCUGACAGAUUAGCUGGACUGUUCCUUCGUUAUGAGCGAAGACUGGGCAUGUACGUGAAAUACUGCGAAAACAAACCAAAGUCAGAGUACAUUGUCUCAGAGUAUAUCGACGGCUUCUUUGAGGAAAUUCGACAGAAGCUCGGUCAUCGACUAAACUUGGCUGACCUUCUCAUAAAACCUGUACAGAGAAUCAUGAAAUACCAACUUAUAUUAAAGGACAUAUUGAAGUAUACAGAGAGGGCUGGUCUGGACAUAGACCCCCUGCGGAGGGCAUACCAUGUGAUGUGUGUCGUACCCAAGGAUGCCAACGACAUGAUGCAGUUCGGCAGGCUCCAGGGCUACGAUGGAAAGAUAACUGCUGUAGGGAAGCUCCUUCUCCAGGGAAACCUCUCCGUUGCCGAGUUAACUGGUAACUCUGUGAGCAGAGGACAACUGAAGUUCAAGGACCGGCGCGUGUUUCUCUUUGAGCAGAUCGUUCUGUUCAGCGAGAUGACGGAGAAGAAACGUGGCAACAUCGUCAGCGAGUACUACCUGUUUAAGAAUAGCUUGAAGGUGAACAAGAUGUCAAUGACAGACAACUGGGAGAGUGACCCCCUGAAGUUCAUACUGCGAGACCUGUCCCCCGGGGCCGACGUGAAGUUUGUGAUUCAGGCGCCCUCGGAGGACGUGAAGACGCAGUGGGUCUCUGCCAUACAGAAGAUACUGGAGAUGCAGGGAGAUUUUCUCAGAGCAUUGCAAUCACCCAUAGCGUACUAUAACAAGGACAAGGAGCUCACCAAAGAAUUCCCGGGCAAUGUGUCCCCUCCUGUAUCUGCCCCGGAACUCGGUAACAGUAGCAAGGACGGACAACUGCGUAAGACCCACUCGCAGCCCCACCCCUCUAGGGGCAGCAACUCCGCCCAAAACAGCUUAAAGGGCCGCAACCAAGAAGACACUCACAACAAACACUAUCGCUGUAAAUCUGUGCCAACCCCAUUAAACGAGGUUGUGACAACUCAAGACAAGAGUCGUGUUGUGGCGAACGUUAGUGAUGUCAGCGACGUCGAGCCGCAAAAUUGCAGCAGUGACGGGCUAUCGUUGUUGUCGAGCGAUAGGACGGACCGGACUGAUAAGAAAUAUGUUAUUCGAGAGUCGUCAUGCCCCAACACACCUACCACAGAAUGUUCGAAAGGGUUUCUUCAAAAAAAGACUGCUAAAUCCUCUAGCUCUACUAGUUUUAAGGACAGUGCCGUGGACUUCUUGUCGAAGUCCAAAGGAUUUCAUGGGGCAGGCUUAAAAUCAAAAGAUAAUGGUGAACACCCGACAGACUUGAAAUAUGCAACUCCUGUGGGGGUAGAUUCCACAGGCAACGGAAAUCAAACAGUAGAAUCCCCGAGUGAAAACGGAAACGAGGGGUUAGAAAAUGAACAAAACUUGGUAAGUUAACCUUCAUAUUAUACUUGUGGAUGCUGAACCUUACAUGACAUUUUCUAUUAACCCCCCUGUGGAUGUGAAUGCCGGAAAUGGAAUGUUUUGUGAAGGAAUGUUAGAUUUUAACACUUACACACACGGGAAUGUGCACAUGACUGCAGGAUAGUUCAACCACUGUGGACUAGUUAUGUUUGUUUGUACAUGUACUGCUUUGUUAAUCAUGUUCAAAACCUACAUGAAUGCUUUCAUACAAAACUUUGUGAUUUGUUUGUUUUAUAUUAUUAUUUAUCAUCAUGUUUUAUUUAUUAUUAAUUCACAUAGUUUUUUUGUAAUAAAUAAUAUGUGUUUCGAAUGUCUGUGUGUAAGGACUAAUGUAUGCCAUUUUGAACAAUAGUUUUGUGUGUGUUCAACACCAUAUCCGAGAAUGUUUGUUACUCAGCUCUAGCUACAAUCAUAAAUGUGCCCUGGGGUCGUAUUCCAGAAACAUCUUGAGUCAUUUCUUAAAUAUUUUCACUUGAGUUCAAAAUUACAAUGUUUUGUAUUUCUUUACUAAAUAAAGACAUGCAUGUUUUUUUGGUAUUCCUCAAAUAAGAUUGAUAUAAUGAUGUUAUUUUUAUGUAGUUGUCUAUGCCUCACUAUUGCAGUAUGAAAUGAAACACUUAAGAAAAAUUCCUCAAUUAAGGAUAAAAAUAAAAUUUAACUUAAGAUGCUUCUGGAAUACCACCCCAGUUAAACACACCAAUGCAAUCUUGCUAGUGUUCAAACUUGUUUUUGACAACUUUCUGGCCUUUUAUUGCAUUUAUAUCUCAUAUAUAUGUCCCUUAAUUGCCUUGCCUGUUCCUAUUGCCACAUUCAGUAAAUGCUGAUCUUUAAAAGGUCAUUUCAGUUUGUCAAUUGCCUUAAAUAAAAGUCUAGUUGAUGUUAAUAAUUUCUUCUGCUGUAAUUGUUGAGAAUUUCUCGAGUUUUAUGUUUUUAAUAUGAAAAAUUUUAAUCUCAAUUAAGGUCUUACGAUAAUGCACGUUUUUCCAUGAACAUUUUAUUCUUCUCACAAAAUAGUUUAACCCUUUCAGUGCGGGAACCGAAUUUUAAAGGCCUUUGCAAACAAUUUGGAUCCAGAUGAGACGCCACAGAACGUGGCGUCUCAUCAGGAUCCAAACUGUUUGCUAUUCUGAUAGUAUUCUUUGAAAAAAAUCGAAGAAAAUGCUAAUUUUUGAAAUUCAGCAGACGACAUUUAAGCAGACGACAAAUUUCCCAGCAUGCAAAGGGUUAACAAGGAAUUUCCAUACAGCAAAUGUCACCACCAGAGAAAAAGAUUUAGUUUCCAGAUAUGCUUGCUGUAAAUAGUUUAACCAAUACAAUAAGCAUGUGAUACACCAUUUGCAUCACUAUGUACCAAUUUUGUUUGUAGUCCAAAUCUGGAAAAUAUCAAACAUAACGGAGAAUUUAAUGUGGGCUAUUUCUUGUAUGCUGUAAGUGAAAAUUGUUCCAUUAAUACAUGUGUAAUGCUUACUUUCAUAUUUGAAUAGUAAUUUUCAAUACAUUUGGAGUUUUCUGUCAUCAUCAAGUGACAAAUGCUUGAUAUAAAUUACGUAUAAGGUGAUUCUCAUGACACACUUAGAAAUUGAGCCACUCUCUGGGACAUCUGGGCUUAACCCUUUGCAUGCUGGGAAAUUUGUCGUCUGCAAAAAUGUUGUCUGCUGAAUUUCUAAAAUUAGCAUUUUCUUCGAUUUUUUUCGAAGAAUACUAUCAGAAUAGCAAGCAGUUUGGAUCCUGAUGAGACGCCACGUUCUGUGGCGUCUCAUCUGGAUCCAAACUGUUUGCAAAGGCCUUCAAAAUUCGGUACCCGCACUGAAAGGGUUAAAGCAUGGGUGUAAAGUUUCGUACCAGAAUAGCCUGUGCUGUAUGCAGAGGCUAAUCAGGGAAGACAUCGUCUGCUUUAAUGGAAUUUUGUGUAACAAGGAAAUCCCUUUGAAAAAAACUCCACUUUAGGCAGAAAGUGUUGUCCCUGAUUAGCCUCUUCAGAGUGCACAGGCUAAUAUGUGUUGAAAAUGUACACCCAUCUGAUUAGCCUCUUCCGAGUGCACAGGCUAAUAUGUGUUGAAAAUGAACACCCAUGCCUUAAGCCCUGAUUUCCCAGAACAAGGCUUAAUUGAUGAGAGACAUGGGAGAGCUCAAGGAAUAUAACUCUCAUUACUAGACAUUGGAAACAACAAGUAGUUGAUUGCUAAUUGCACACAAUAUCUUCUUACCUAAGUUCAGUUUUUUCAAUUGCGAAUUUUAUCAGUAAGUGAUAAGAGAAUUAUCUUUGAUUUGAUUGGUUUUGCAAGGCAAUAGUGCAAAAGUAGACAUUCGUCCAUCAAGCAAGAUAUUAUUUAACAUUUAAGUGAAACAGUAUAUUGAUUUGGAAAAUGCAUGUAAUUUACAAACUUUUUCUAGAAUUCUGUUCAAAUUUCAUUAUGCUAAUCAGAUAUAUACAUGUUAAACUUUUUCUAGAAUUCUGUUCAAAUUUCAUUAUGCUAAUCAGAUAUAUACAUGUUUGUGUGUACUUUAUCAUAAGGGUCUUAAUUGUUAUUUGGGGAUCAGUUCUAUUUUUGUGAUCUGACCUCAUAUCUUUGUUCUGCUGAUGGUCUAUGUGAGAUUUCUGUAUGAGACUGUAUGGGUUAGUGGAGACUUGAUAUAAGUCGUGUUCUGAGAAAACAGGGCAUUAUGCAUGUGCGCACAGGCUAAUCAGGGACGACAUUAUCAUUCCAGUUCGCACGGGCUUAUCAGGGAUGACUAUCCGCUUUCAUGGUAGUUUUCGUUUAAGAAGUCUGUAAGCAUAAAACCAGUUGCGUCAGAAAGUGUUGUUUUUCUUUAGCCUGUGCUGACUUAACAGGCUAAUCUGGCAUGACACUUAACACAAGUGCUAUAAGCCCUGUUUUCCCAUAGCCAGGCUUAUAUCAAGUUACACUACCACUGCUCUGAUAAUGAAUGGCAUGUUUGUACAUGGAGGGUUUAGUGUGAAACUAUUGUAUCUUCUUCACAUUUCUGUAUAAGAUACAAUAUUGUCACGUUCAACGCUCAACAUGUACUUGUUGCAUUAUUUAACUGUAUAGUCCUUGUGACAACUAGAACAAUGUUUAGGAAUAAAUGGCUGAAACUGUCAA
Dreissena polymorpha is the source of this 10528-nucleotide messenger RNA. RefSeq names its product triple functional domain protein-like. The record is from RefSeq and is a predicted model, not a curated record. NCBI's taxonomy places the organism in Eukaryota, Metazoa, Mollusca, Bivalvia, Myida, Dreissenidae. Gene Ontology annotation, biological process: intracellular signal transduction. Gene Ontology annotation, cellular component: cytoplasm. Gene Ontology annotation, molecular function: guanyl-nucleotide exchange factor activity; protein binding.